Pieris macdunnoughi is the source of this 798-nucleotide messenger RNA. The record is from the annotation of a GenBank genome assembly. NCBI's taxonomy places the organism in Eukaryota, Metazoa, Arthropoda, Insecta, Lepidoptera, Pieridae.
AUGAUGCCUUGGAAAUUUAUAUUUUGGUUCGGUUUGUUUGUCUUUUUAAAUUCUAUUGCAAUGUUACAAAGCGUAAGAACUUGGAGCGAUAAACAACUCUUCCCUUCGAAUAAAAUUCCGGAAGAUGGCUUGAGUCCUCGUAGAUCGGUGGUGCGAAGAAAGAUAGUACUCUAUCAUAAUUUUUUUCGAACCAAAGUUAGACCAACUGCUUCCAACAUGCUAUUAAUGUCGUGGCAUCCACUAGCUGCUCGUCAAGCUCAAAAUUACGCAGAGAGAUGCGUUUUCUUACAACACAAUGACGCGGCUGAAAACACUGUGCCCUAUUUAGGUUCAUGCGGACAAAAUCUUUUCGUUGCUUCACGGAAGACUCCAUGGUUCUUCGCAAUAAAAAAUUGGUUUUUGGAGUAUCAAAACUUUACAUAUGGAGCUCCGAUAAGAAACCUUAAGGCAGUAGGACAUUACACACAGAUGGUUUGGGCGACUUCGCAUAAAGUCGGUUGCGGAGUUGCACAUUGCCCAGGAGGUCCUUGGGGUACCUUCUACAAUUACGUUUGUCAUUAUUGCCCGGCUGGCAACGUGGAAACCAUAAUUCAGUAUCCAUACAAGAUCGGCCCUCAAUGCGGUGACUGCACUGAAAGUUGCGUGUCUGAUGCACUUUGUACCAACUCUUGCCCAGUUAAAGACUAUUUCUCCAACUGUAAUGAUCUUGUAAGAGUUGCUAAUGUCUGUCCACAAGGUACUUGUAAUGCAACAUGCACUUGUGGGAACCAAAGGUUACACAAGAAUUAUCCUUGGUAG